Molecule: messenger RNA, 1992 nt
Organism: Spizellomyces punctatus DAOM BR117
Lineage: Eukaryota; Fungi; Chytridiomycota; Chytridiomycetes; Spizellomycetales; Spizellomycetaceae
Exons: 9
Coding region: 221-1651 (476 amino acids)
Biological process (GO): brassinosteroid biosynthetic process; cholesterol biosynthetic process
Cellular component (GO): endoplasmic reticulum membrane
Molecular function (GO): 7-dehydrocholesterol reductase activity
Source: RefSeq, a predicted model, not a curated record
GCGUUUCUCCGAUCAAAGGUGGACGCUAAUGUGGAAGAUUUUAAGCUUAUAACAGUGUGUCAGUCUGUCCCACCUUAGGGGUUGGUGGGUCCUUCGCUUUUUUUUCGCAAGCACCAAAUUCCCCAAACGGCGUAUAACUAGGGAACCCGACCACUGCUCGCAGCUUCGUAAACAUUGAAAACCCUAUUGGUUAUCCUGUCUUGUGUGGUUUCAAAGUAAGAUGGCAGGAAAGGAAGGGCUUCGGCAACGUGUCGGUACUGCAGUAAAGAAAGAUAUCGCUUCUGUUAAGGAGCUUGUCGCUCAAACUGGCACCACUUGGGGCAGGGCAAGAGAUGUCAGCAUAUCUAACAUUGCUAUAUGCGGUGCCAUCAUGACUCUGUGUCCGCUUUUCGUAAUCUACACAUGGAUGGCUUGCGAUUCGUUCCAAUGCUCCCUUGCUGCGCCUAUGCAGAAAGUACUCGCUGGCGGUUUAUCCUUGGAUGCAAUUGUAGCAGGAGUACAAACUCUGGUGGACGACCACUUCCCAAGACCAUCAGCCGGAGCAUUCAGAUUAUUCUUUGGAUGGCUCUUAUUCCAAGGUCUUUUGUAUUCGUAUCUGCCAGGCAAGAUUGGGUACGGUCAAACCACCCCGGCGGGCUACACCCUUCCAUACAUUGUCAACGGUCUUUUUGCUUGGAUUGUCACGCAUGCUCUUUUCAUUGGCGCUUCCCUUGGUCUCGGCCUCUUUCCCGCGUCCAUCAUCUACGAUAACUGGGGCGGGCUUCUUGUCGCUGCCAACGUUUACGGUUACUUCCUGACAUUUUUUUCAUACCUCAAAGCCCAUGUCGCGCCCUCCCAUUCGGAGGAUCGCAAGUUCUCUGGCUCGAUGAUCUAUGAUCUGUACAUGGGCAUCGAAUUCAAUCCGCGAUUCGGCGAAUACUUUGAUUUUAAGCUCUUUCACAAUGGGCGGCCGGGUAUUGUCGCCUGGACCUUGAUCAACUUCUCCUUCGCAGCAGCUCAGUGGCAGCAAAUCGGCUACGUGACUAACUCGAUGGUUCUUUUGAACUUCUUGCAUUUUGUAUAUGUGAUCGAUUUUUUCAUCCACGAAGAUUGGUACUUGAGAACAAUUGAUAUUGCCCAUGAUCACUUUGGAUUCUACUUAUCAUGGGGAGACAGCGUCUGGCUUCCCUUCAUGUAUACUCUUCAAUCUCACUUCCUUGUCCGGCAUCCAAUCGACAUGUCUUGGCCAUGGUUUACGUUUGUUCUCGCUCUGGGUCUUUCUGGUUACUACAUUUUCCGUGCGGUAAACAACCAGAAAGAUGUCGUUCGUCGAACCAACGGACACUGCAAGAUCUGGGGCCGUGAUGCUAAGGUCAUCAGGACUGAGUUUAUCACCUCCGAUGGCCAGAAACACAAAAGUUUGCUCUUGUGCUCUGGGUUCUGGGGUCUAUCCCGCCACUUCAACUAUGUUGGCGAUCUUCUCAUCUCCUCCGCGAUGUGCUUCACCUGCGGAUUCCAAUACCUCCUGCCCCAUUUCUACAUCAUAUACAUGACAAUUCUUUUACUGCAACGUAUUCAGCGUGACCAAGAGAGAUGCAAGGGCAAAUACGGAAAGUAUUGGGAUGAAUACUGCAAAGCUGUCCCAUACAAAUUGAUCCCGGGUAUUUACUGAGUCCUGAGAGCAUCGGCAAAUUCGUAUCCAGCACGUUAUCUCUUCCAAAUCGUAGCCUGGGAUAUUUAGCUUAGGGUGUAUCUUGUCACUUAUACUAAAGUAGGGUGCACGUAUUUGGGGUUUACCUAUAUUGACCUGUAAAAAUUCUGCAUUUUAUUGCUUGAGUUAGUUCAAUGAUGGUGGAAUAUGCACUCCAGAUCUUCAACAUUCAAAGUCGUCCAGGUUCUCAAUCUAGCAAAUCAGAAAGCCGACUGGGAAAGGCAGGUUACGAUUCUGCGUGUGUCUGGCUACUUAAAUAGAUUCAAGCUGGCUGCAAUACCGUCAGCAUUGUUAUUCUCCAG